This is a messenger RNA of Fimicolochytrium jonesii, 684 nucleotides long. RefSeq lists its product as uncharacterized. The annotation marks the transcript as partial. Gene Ontology annotation, molecular function: RNA binding. Gene Ontology annotation, cellular component: precatalytic spliceosome. Gene Ontology annotation, biological process: mRNA cis splicing, via spliceosome. The record is from RefSeq and is a predicted model, not a curated record. Lineage: Eukaryota; Fungi; Chytridiomycota; Chytridiomycetes; Spizellomycetales; Powellomycetaceae. The transcript is spliced from 4 exons.
UACGAUCCUCUCCGGCCGAACGACUAUUAUCAGUUCAAGCGUGAAGCGAAGCGCAGAAAACAGCAUGCGAAGCGACAGGCGCUAGAGGAGAUUUCUGGCAGAUAUCCGCCGAAAGGCGGGGAUCGAAGCCGGGGGAGAAAAUCCGUGGCAUUCUCUCCACCCACGAGUUCACAGUGGGCCGCACCGCCGACCCCAUCACAGCCCAUACCGGACGUUUCUUCCGGUGAAGAAGCGUAUCUACGUCGGUUACGGUUAUCUCAGCCCUCCGCGCCGAACCCCCCACCAGUCGUCCCACCCACACCUCCUGUCGCACAUCAGCAGACAUCGGAACCACCAAGCAUACAACCGCACUCCCAUCCACAAUCGCGCAUGCAAAGACCAAUACAGCCAUCGCAAUCACCUGUCAUACUUCUCAAAAACAUGGUUGGACCUGGGCAGGUCGACGCAGACUUGCAGAACGAGACGGCGGAAGAGUGCACACGCUUUGGACGGGUCACGAAAUGCGUUGUGUAUGAGCUGCCGUACGCAGUGGGUGAAAGCGAAGCGGUCCGAAUCUUUGUGGAGUUUGUGGACCAUGCCAGUGCCGCAAGAGCACUCAACGAACUAAACGGACGAUUCUUUGGCGGGCGUGUUGUGUCUGCAAGUUUCUACGACCCCGACCAGUUCCGGAAAGGUCAAUACGAC